AUGGAGGUCGUCUACCUUGGCGUAGCUCUGGUAUCCUUGUGUAUCGCGCUUCUUUCCAGGCGUGCACGCAGGUGGCCGGCGUCGAACGAGGCGCCGGGGCCGUGGCGGCUGCCGGUGAUCGGCAGCCUGCACCACCUCGUCGGGCAGCUGCCCCACCGCGCGAUGCGCGACCUAGCGCGGCGUCACGGGCCGGUGAUGCUCCUCCGGCUCGGGGAGGUGCCCACGCUGGUAGUGUCGUCCCCGGAGGCCGCCCGCGAGGUGAUGAAGACCCACGACAUGCUGUUCGCGACGCGGCCCCUCAACUCCACCAUGAGCGUGCUCACCAACGGCGGCCGGGACAUCGUGUUCGCGCCCUACGGCGACCACUGGCGGCAGCUCCGGAAGAUCGCCGUCCUGGAGCUCUUGUCGCCGGGGCGGGUCCUGUCCUUUCGCGCCAUCCGCGAGGAGGAAGUCGCCGCCAUGCUCCACGAUGUCGCCGACGCCGCGGCGGCCGCGCGCCCCGUGGAGCUGCACGCGUGCCUCUCCGUGGUCGUCUCCAACAUCACGGUGCGCACCGUCAUGGGUGACUACAGGUUCAAAGCCCGAGGGGAGGAGUUCAUCCGUGCGCUCCACCGCUCCCAGAAGCUCGCCGCGGGGUUCAACCCGGCGGCGCAGGACAUAUUCAGCGCCGGCAGCGAGACGACAGUCAUAGAGUGGGCGAUGGCAGAGCUGAUGAGGAACCCAGAGGCGAUGCACAAGGCCACGGCCGAGGCGCGGCGAGCCCUGGAGGCCCGAGGCAGCGUAGAGGAGCACGCCCUCGGCAAGCUCCCGUACCUGCAGCUGGUAAUCCAGGAGGCGCUGCGGCUGCACGCGCCCACGCCGCUGCUCAUCCGGCGGGAGUGCCGGGAGCCAUGCCAGGUGCUCGGCUACGACGUGCCGCGGGGAACGCAGGUGUUUGUCAACGCAUGGGCGAUAGCACGCGACGGGCGGUACUGGCCCGACGCGCCGGAGCGGUUCGAGGGCGAGGGCGCCGUGGACUUCAGGGGCAACGACUUCUCCUUCCUUCCAUUCGGCUCCGGCCGGAGGAUGUGCCCGGGGAUGGCGUUCGGCCUCGCCAUCAUCGAGCUCACGCUCGCGAGCCUGCUGUUUCACUUUGACUGGGUGGUCUUGCCGGGUGAACCAACAACGCUGAAUGAGGCACUUGAUGAUCCAAGGUGGAAGAAAGCCAUGGAUGAAGAAUAUUCUGCACUCAUGAAAAAUAAAACCUGGCGUCAAUGUCUUGUCGAAAGGAAGGAGCAAGGAAUCGAGCCCGAAUUCUCACCAGACCUUAAGGUGCUCUUGUUGCUUCUGGUUCGCAUGGGAAUGAAAAACUGUAAACCUGCACUCACUCCAUUGUCCUCUUCAAAAAGACUCUCAGCUUAUGAAGGGGAUCCUCUUCAAGAGAUAGAAAGUACAAGGUAUAGAAGCACUAUUGGAGCAUUACAGUACUUGACACUUACACGUCCAGAUAUCUCAUUUGCUGCUAACAAAGUCUGUCAGUAUCUGCAUGCUCCUACCACUGCAUACUGGUCAGCUGUCAAGAGGAUUGUUGUAGUGAUAACAGAAAAUCAACCGGAAGCUUUGCAGUCUUCUUUGGGUCCAACCUCAUCUCCUGGUGUGCAAGAAAGCAGGCAAUAG
Triticum aestivum (bread wheat) is the source of this 1656-nucleotide messenger RNA. Its product is annotated as dolabradiene monooxygenase-like. The record is from RefSeq and is a predicted model, not a curated record. Lineage: Eukaryota; Viridiplantae; Streptophyta; Magnoliopsida; Poales; Poaceae. Gene Ontology annotation, molecular function: iron ion binding; monooxygenase activity; heme binding. The coding region runs from base 1 to 1656 and encodes 551 amino acids. The transcript is spliced from 6 exons.